Pocillopora meandrina is the source of this 3774-nucleotide messenger RNA. The record is from the annotation of a GenBank genome assembly. NCBI's taxonomy places the organism in Eukaryota, Metazoa, Cnidaria, Anthozoa, Scleractinia, Pocilloporidae.
GGUUUGGAUGUGCAUUUCACCCAGGAACCUCAUAAUCCAAGCUACUUUAACAAUGGUAGUGAUGCCAACCUGGUGUGGGACUACACUGAUCCACAUAAUAAAAUUCAGAGCAUUUUCUAUAGUGUUCUGGUACAUAAUAUAUUUGUCACAAUGUUGGUUAAUGACAGUCAUGGUGUGCAAGAACAUUCUUCAAUUCCUCGAUCUUACAAAGGAAGAGUUAAAAUUGAAGGAAGAGCUACCCUUGUUAUCAAGAACAUUAACCCUGCAGAUAAUACCAAAUUUAAGUGUGAAUUGGAGAGAGGCUUAAGGACUUAUAGAAGUGUAGUGCAGCUUAUUGUGGCAGGUAUGUAAUACAGACAUAAACAUUAAUCAUCAAACAUAAAUCAAAUGCAUUCAACUCAUGUCUCUCAUAUUUCUUGAGAUCUGGAGAAAGUAAACUAGCUUAAAUUUGUGCAAACCCUUAUAUGCAGGGCUGAAAGUGGCUGGCUAACCCGACCUUUGGGAACAAUGGUGCUUCUUUUACUUGGAAUGUGAUACCAGUCACUCCUAAAAAGAGAAAAGAGUUAUCAAAGACUUAUUGCUUUAUUCUUCUGGCACCAACUACUGGGUUGCUCUGUUAUGCAUAGAUAACUAUUAUUAAAAUGGGUACAGAGAUUUUCUCUCAGCAAAGCUGUCAAUUAGAAAUGGUCAGUCAGAACCAGAAACGACCCAUUUGGUGGGGUAGUACAAUUUUCCUAAAUCAAUUAAGAAAAAUUUUGCAUGACCAAUCAUAAGCAGCAUGUGAAAUUAAUUUGGUGUGAAAAAAAUGGUAUUGUUUUUCAAGCCUUUUAAUGAGACUCGCCAAAGGCAAUGAAAGUUGGCACAGUGUCAUUUGCUGCUUUCUGAGGAUUAUGAUCUUUAAGGUUUGCAGAUGUAAAUCUAGUCUACAGAAUGCUGAUUUCCUCUAGUAAUAUCUGACACUAAGGAGCAAGUCAAGAUUUGUGCAUUAUGGAGAAAAAUUUUAUCAAAGUUAUGAAAGCAAUAAACCAAUGAAGUCUAAGCAUGCAAACAGAAGAUAAUUUAAUGAUGAUCAGGUCGGCCAGGUAGGAAUGAUGUUCUUAGCAGAUGCUGUUAUUCAUGGCAGUCAGUUAAACAGCUCCAAUUUUAUUGCUGACUUUGGUUGCUCCACUGAGGAACUGGCUGAAUUCCACAAAGAGCUAGAAGAGACUAAAAGUAUUAAAUUUCAAUUUAGAGUAUGAAACGUUUUGUGACCUUAUGUAACCUAAACUUUUCAAAAACUUUUCAUGUAUAAACAGAAGCCUAGUGUUCGUUGAAUAGACUUUUUUAAUCUUCUUUCCAAGUGUUUUACCAUUCAUUUUUUAAUACAUUAUAUUGGAUGUGCUAACAACAUUAUAUAUAAGUACAUAAAAAUGACUGUGAUAUUUAGUAUGUACAACUUCUUUGUCAUUUGACUGUGAUUCAUAGUUGAAAACAUUUGUGUGAUAUCAAUACUCAUAUACAAUUUACCUGAUUGUUCACUUAAAAGAUUUUAUUCACUUAUUGUGAAAAAUCCAAACUCACUAUUUACCCCAUUCAUUUACUUGUUUUUGGUCCGUUACAACUAUAGUGAAUACAAAUUGUUUGUGCUUAACAGCCAUUACAUAAUCUUCUUUCUUUCCUUGUCGCUCAGUUGGAACCAUGUGACUUUCUACAUCAUAAUAUUUUAAUUACGCAUUUGCUAAGGUCUGUGGGCUUAUUUUAACUGCAAUGCAAUACCUGUAACACUACCUCUCUUUCCAAAUUGUCUUUUGAUAGCAGGAUACCAGGUUUUAUGGCUUAAAAGGGACUAAAUGAAUCAUUGUUUGCAUGUGGUUCAUGCAGCCCAAAGCCAAUCCAUGUCUGAAAGGCAACUUCUUGAUCUUUAAAAGCAAUUGGAGUUAAUGUUUACCCAACUUUCUGAAUGAGGUGAAACUUUGUUUUAUUGGGUCAAAUCUACUCCCUGGCAUAUACAGCAUCAUUUAUUGUAAACAAAUGGAAAAAAGGAGAAUUUUCAGUAUUCCAACUGAAUGAUAAUUCAGUUCAGUUAAUUAUCCUUUGAUGAUAGUUUCAUUUAGCUUUAGCUUCUUUUGCAUGAAAGUGGUUUGUUUUGGAUUGUGGGAUAGAUCAAGCUAGCAUACACCUACACAUGGUGAAACAUGUCCUACUAUGUAACUCUCUUAUGGCUCUUGUACCCAACAGAUUUUUGGGGAUGUUUCAGAGGUAGCAUAUCUAAGUCUUGAAUAAAGGUCAAUAUAAAUCGAAACAAAAGUACAUAGAAUUCUAUAAUAGUUCCUGGUUUCUUCUAUAACUCCUUCCAAGAUUUUUUAAUAUUGUUAACUGGAUGACAAGCUACAUCUGGACCCACCAAAAUUCUGGUACUGUUAAGUAAUCGUACAUUAAGUUUCUGUAUACUAACAUGUAUCUGUAUGAUAUCUUUGUCACAACUUCAGUUGGAAGCUCUUCAAAUUGGUGGCUCUUAAAAUCUAAACAAAGUUUAAUAUAGUCUAUUAUAGGUAAGUGGGGAGAUGAAACUAUUUUAAGAUACACAAGUAGUAUUAUCCACCUUUAGAUCUAGGAACUUUUUGAGCAAACCACUCCAUUGUCAAGGAUUUUUUUACAUACAGUUUCCUCAACCUUUAACACUGGCACAUAAUAUGUUACCAAGUACUAUUCAACGUCAAGUUUUUACCUCUGUCAUUAAAAAAUUAAAUGGAUUUUCUUCCUUUCACAAAUGCUCUCCCAGCUACUCUGGUUUGCAAGGUCUUUUUUGCAUUUCUUACUCAAACCUUCUAGCACAAAUUGUUAACAGUGGUCUCCAUACAGUCCAGUUUUAAUGUAGGAAAUUAAUUCGUUUUCUUUGCACUUGACUUGGGCUUAAAAACGUUUUAUUUGUGAGUAUAAUUCUUCAAAAUGUGGAGGAAAUGUCGGAAACUCUCCCUUCUACAAACUCCCUUUGCGGAGCAAUCAUGAUGAACAAUCAAAUUAUUUAAUGUUUCAUAAAAGAACUAUACAAGGAGAUGAGUAAGUUCUUCUCUUAACUUUAAGUAAUGGGAAAGCAGCAUUCAGCAUGCCACUGGUGUAUUCUUUUCAUCCGGAAAAAUCUAUAGUGUCUCUUUCAUUGAAAUCUCAGUUCUCUGGGUUGAGGAUGUCUUCAGUAGAUCUUUUGUCAGGCCAAGUUUCAAGUGAGGUGUGGCUUGAUUAGCGAUGCUUCUAUUUGCUUGUGCAACAGCAAAAAAUUUAUCCAAAAACGUGUGAGUAGCUUAGAAGCCAGGAUCAUUAGCCCAAUAAGUUACUUCCUGAAUUAGCUCUUAAUACACGUGGCUAGAGUUCUGCUUUAAAUUUAUAAUUUUGCAUGUGAACAAGUAAAAUUGUAUUGAAAGAUGAUUGAGCUUCCUUAUACUAGUUGGUUUUGAACUAAAAUUUGCUAAGCCAUAUGAGCAAUGAUAUAAUCACUUUUACCUUUCAGAGGCACCACUUAUAAACAUCUCUUUGGGAGGAAAAUAUUACAUUGAAGGAUCCCCUGUUAUCAUAACCUGUGAGGCUUCUGGGAAACCACUGCCGGAUGUAGCAUGGUUUAGAAAUGGAGUACUGGAAAGUUCAGGGAAGAAAGCUUCGUCUUUAAAGUUUGAUAAUAUAGACAGAACAGAUGCAGGACAAUACACAUGUCGUGCCAAUAACUCAGUGGAAGUCACUUCUGUUGACACAACAAUUGUAGUUCACUGUAAGUAUAUUUUAACCUUAAUUUUCUAUCUCUGA